AUGGACAUCACCAUCGGCUUUUUCCCAAAGCUAUCUAUUAGCUGCUAUCCCUUCAGGCCUUCAUUUAGAGAUUUUGUUGUCUGGAAAGGGGAGACUGCAACUCCUACUCCUGCUCCAGCUUGGUCAACUGAUUCAGGAAAGAUUGCAAGGCAUACUUCCUUAAGGUACAUUCUUAAAGAACAAAAGAAUAAAGGUGGUGGUUCUUCUGUUCAACAACAACAACAUCAAGUACAUGUCCCAAUGCAGAAGCCCAUGUCAUCAUCUGUUCAAACUAAAAAUGGUCCUUCAUGGUCAUCACCUGUCCAGAUUAUGUCACAUAGUGGGAGCACUCUUAUGUAUUAUGUCAAAAGCACCUAUUCAGAAAUUUGUUGA
This is a messenger RNA of Lactuca saligna, 372 nucleotides long. The record is from the annotation of a GenBank genome assembly. NCBI's taxonomy places the organism in Eukaryota, Viridiplantae, Streptophyta, Magnoliopsida, Asterales, Asteraceae.